Molecule: messenger RNA, 1342 nt
Organism: Anguilla anguilla (European eel)
Lineage: Eukaryota; Metazoa; Chordata; Actinopteri; Anguilliformes; Anguillidae
Gene: dkk1b
Product: dickkopf WNT signaling pathway inhibitor 1b
Exons: 4
Coding region: 176-928 (250 amino acids)
Biological process (GO): multicellular organism development; negative regulation of canonical Wnt signaling pathway
Cellular component (GO): extracellular region
Molecular function (GO): co-receptor binding; receptor antagonist activity
Source: RefSeq, a predicted model, not a curated record
UGCAAACAACUCCACAUUAUAAAUCGAGCAUCAGGAAAGCAGAGUCUUCAGAGGAGACAAGGAGGUUCAGUACACUUACAUCAUCCUCGCGAGCUGCUUACCUGCUAAGGAAUACUACACCUAGCUCAAGUCCUUGCCACGGAGUUUGACUUCUUGUUGCGCUACUCCUGUAACAAUGUUGCGAGUUUCGGUACCUGUGUUUGUUGUUUUUUGCUGUACUAUGGGCUUGUACUCCGAGAAUGCCCAUGCCGGGUCAAUUCUACUCAACUCUAAUGCUAUCAAAAACCUCCCCGGAGGGGUUGCAAAUCCCAGCCACCCGGUCAGCGCGAGCCCAGACGUUCUACCUUUUGACAGCGGCAGUCAGAACAUGGCGAUUGAUACUUUACAGCCUACAAGUUGCGUGGUCGACGAAGAUUGCGGUGAUGAAGAGUUUUGCUACGGAUCCAGAGGCGACUGUCUUCCAUGCAAGAAACGUAGGAAACGUUGUAUCCGGGACGCUAUGUGCUGCCCUGGCAACCACUGCAGCAACGGAGUGUGUUUGCCCAAUGACUCUGACACUGCUCAACACACUGGUGCUGAAGAGGCUGUGUCUGUCACUUUCGUGCAAGACGAUAACUCAACAGUGGAAGUAAAUUCCAAGCGUGCAUCCCAGGGGAAAUUGCAAUCACUCAAAGGUCAGGAGGGUGAGAACUGUUUGAGGUCCACAGACUGCUCAGAGGGACUCUGCUGCGCCCGUCACUUUUGGUCCAAAAUCUGCAAACCUGUUCUGAAGGAGGGACAAGUGUGCACCAAGCAUCGCAGGAAAGGCACCCAUGGCUUGGAGAUAUUCCAGCGCUGCGACUGUGCGCACGGCCUUUCUUGCCGAACGCAGAAGGGAGAGAACAACAGCAAGGGUUCUCGGAGUCUCCACACUUGCCAAAGACACUGAGUCUCCACAGUCUGAUAUCUUCAGGACAUUGUUUAAGCCCAUCGGAGAGUUUUAAAGGAUUUUUUUUUUAACUUCCGAAGAGCAUUUUCAAGCGCUGAAGAGGGCAUUUGCUUUGGAUAUACUCUGUUCUUUUUCUUCAAUUUUGUUUUUCAAAAUAGCAGAGUAGCUUUGAUUGUUUCUCUUUUAUGGAACUUGAGAUUCACAAUGGUUGCAGUAAAUUACUGUAUUGUAAAUACCAUACUGAAAGUGGCACUUAACUCUAGUGAUUUCUGUCAACACAACUAUUCUAAGGGCAAGUGCUACAUGAUUCUACCAUGUUAUUGUAAAUUUAUAAACAAUGUGAUUUCUAUUGUUAUUUAGAAUCUUGAUAUAAAUGCCUAUAUUUUUAUUUGAAAUAAAGACACUGUAAAAAUA